AUGGUAGUGGUGGUUUUGGCAGUUGCGGUUGUAAUGGAUUUGCAAUGUUACUAUUUCUCUGUGAUUUUUCUCUUUGUGACGCUCAAUAGUCUGGUGCCUUUUUUUAUUGCACUAGGGCGUUUGUGUGUGUAUGUGUGUGCUGUUAGCAUCACGAUGGGAAGAAAAUACGCACAGUUAGAGACUUUCCACAACGUGAAUGGGCGGGUUGUCAUUGUGGGCGACAUUCAUGGCUGCCUUGCCCAACUGGAGGACAUUUUAUCAGUCACAGACUUUGUGAGGGGAAGGGAUCAGUUAAUCACCGCUGGGGACAUGGUGAACAAAGGGCCAGACUCGUUUGGCGUUGUGCGUCUGCUGAAGAGCCUUGGAGCACGCGGUGUGAUUGGCAAUCAUGACGCCAAGCUUCUCAAACUUCGGAAAAAGAUACGAAAACAUGGGACGCUGCACGGGAAGAAUAGCCAAUCGAGUUUGGCCCCGCUUGCCAUGUCGCUACCGCAGGAUGUUGAAGAGUAUUUAUUACAACUGCCGCAUAUUCUCCACAUUCCCGCACACAACAUUCUGGUGGUACAUGCGGGCCUUCACGUUCAACACCCGCUCGAGCGGCAAUUGGUUAAGGAGGUCACUACGAUGCGCAACCUCAUUUUGCAGGAUGACGGGCUGUACAGGGCAUCUGAGGAUACAACGGACGGUGUGCCGUGGGCAUCGCUGUGGCAGGGUCCGGAGACUGUUGUCUUUGGCCACGAUGCCAGACGAGGCCUCCAACGCUACCCUCAUGCGAUCGGAUUGGACACUCGGUGUGUGUAUGGAGGGGAGCUCACUGCUCUUGUGUGUCCCGGUGAACACCUCGUUUCCGUGCCUGGAUGGACUUCCAAUAGAUCGAAGGUGUGA
Trypanosoma cruzi is the source of this 885-nucleotide messenger RNA. Its product is annotated as serine/threonine protein kinase, putative. The transcript has a single exon. Gene Ontology annotation, molecular function: phosphatase activity; endopolyphosphatase activity. The coding region runs from base 1 to 885 and encodes 294 amino acids. Gene Ontology annotation, cellular component: cytoplasm. The record is from RefSeq and is a predicted model, not a curated record. Gene Ontology annotation, biological process: polyphosphate catabolic process. Lineage: Eukaryota; Euglenozoa; Kinetoplastea; Trypanosomatida; Trypanosomatidae.